Molecule: messenger RNA, 5149 nt
Organism: Mizuhopecten yessoensis (Yesso scallop)
Lineage: Eukaryota; Metazoa; Mollusca; Bivalvia; Pectinida; Pectinidae
Product: serine-rich adhesin for platelets-like
Exons: 7
Coding region: 255-1868 (537 amino acids)
Molecular function (GO): signaling receptor activity
Source: RefSeq, a predicted model, not a curated record
UUAAUACCUGCUAAACCUCACUGAGGUUAAAUACACGGCUUACAUUGUACACCUACGGCAAAACCAUUCAGCCAUGACAACUUUCGGCACCACGUGAUUACUUUUCUGCUGUUACCUGAAGGACCAGUCGUUAUCGUGAUCCUCGUUUAUUUUCAUAGAUCAAGCAGCGUUAAACGGUUUAGAUGAUGGUAAUGUUUUUGUUGUUAUACAGAUACAUAGAAGCAGUGUGAUUCUCACCAUUCCUUGAGGUUAAGAUGACAGCUAUGGACGGAUUAUAUCCCAGAAUACUAACACUUGUUGCUGCUUGUAGUCUCCUGUGUUAUAAAGUGUCGGCAUAUACAUCGACUGAAUGGUACCGCUGCCCAUUAAAUCUGGCACGGAAUGGCUACCUCAGGACAUACAACGAGCACUGUUACGAAUUCAUCGAUAACGAGGCGUUCUGGGGCGUGGCGAGAACAGCGUGUCAGAACAAGGGAGGUCACCUGAUCGAGAUUAGAGACUCCAGUACUCAAGCCUUUGUGGAGAGCAGUCUCAGAGAUCUGAACUGGGCAGCGAGGAGGAAUGGUCUGUGGAUCGGCGCCUCCGAUGUAGCUAACGAGGAGACCUGGAGAUGGGUCUCAGGUGACGUUUUAACUUGGGGGAACUGGGCUAGUGGUCAGCCAGAAUGGUGUUUUUUCCCCUGCGUUGAGGAUUGUGCCAACUUAAGACUGGACGACAACUACAAGUGGCACGAUAAACCGUGUGAUAGUUUUAAUUAUCACUACACAUAUAUCUGUCAGUAUGAUAUGGGUCCAGUAUCAACAACUACUACAACAACAACAACUACAACUACCACGCCCACUACCACAACAACCACACCCACAACUACAACAACCACGCCUACUACCACAACAACGACACCCACAACUACAACAACCACGCCCACAACCACAACAACCACGCCUACUACCACAACAAUGACACCCACAACAACUACGCCCACCACCACAACAACCACUCCUACCACCACAACAACGACACCAACAACUAUAACAAGCACGCUCACAACCACAACAACCACGCCUACUACCACAACAACCACACCCACUACCACAUCUAUAACGUCCAGAGGCGGGGCUUGGACAGGAGGUCCAGGCGUAGCACAAGGUCAGGUAUCGGACACGUUCGAUAUUGAUACUCUGAUUGGCCUGAUUGCCGGACUACUAGUGGCCGUCUGUAUUCUCCUUGCUCUGGUUGGAUUCCUGCUGAUGAGAAGAUGUAACUCGGCUAAGAAGGAACGUGACAGUAUUCCGAAUGGAUUUGAUAAUGUUGGUUAUUCCGUGAGCUCAGAUCACGUGUCUAUAUCUCAACGCGCGCAAAGGACUGAUGCAAGAGCUGCUGAAAAUGACUACGUGACCGCUUCUGAUGUACCUACGUCACAGAAUCAUGUGCGUAAUGUAUACGACAACACACAUUACGACUUGCCAAGAAAGAUAAAUAUCAGUAAGGUUAAUUCCGGGAAAACUUUCAGCAAAUCAGAUUAUCUGGAUUCAUUACCUGACCUUCAAGUUGACCUCUGCAGCAAGAAAGGAGCGUGUGGCGGAGAUUACGACACUUUAAAUACAUCAUAUGAAGACGACGAUGACGAUUCUGUAUUCAAAGAGGCUGUUGACCAGUAUUAUGUCGAAGUACCUGACGUUCAAAAACCUAUCAGCGACACCAAUGCGUCAACUAUGACGUCACAAAAAUCUAGCCACUACGAUGAUAUCGAUAUGAGCAGAGAAAACACCAUGAACAGCGAGACUGAGAACUAUCUACGAGCGUAUGACCCUGAUCACCUGGCGAAAUCACCCAUUGAAUUCUUGAACAAUUUACAGGAUAAAAAGUAAUUAUUUUCAGAGUUAUCUCCCUUGGACUGUUCGGCGAUCCAUUCUUUUCUGUCUCUUGAGUCAUCCUAUUUUCCGAUCAUAAAACGGAACAUUUCAUUAUCCGAUGUUUUCUGGACUUUACAUGCUCAUUAUAUAUACACACUACCAUACAGUAAUGGUAUCUCACAGAACACUGUCAUACAGUAAUGGUAUCUCACAGAACACUGUCAUACAGUAAUGUUAUCUCACAGAACACUGUCAUACAGUAAUGGAAUCUCACAGAACACUGUCAUACAGUAAUGGUAUCUCACAGAACACUGCACAAAUAAACUCAACCAGUUACUUCCUAACGCAGCAGUGUUUUAAAGCCAGACUGUAUACUUUUACAAAUCAUCUGCUAAUAUUGCAGGACCUGGAAUUUGAAUAAUUAAUAUCACGAUAAGCACGCAAUCUGUGUAAACUAGACUUGUAAAUCCGCUCCUCUAGAUAAACUCCAAAGCCAUACUUAUGUCUUUACAUGUUAAAAGACAUUAUCUUAAUGUUGGAAAGAAAACAAAUUCAAGUUUGCAAUUCACAUUUGUUAAUCGUAGUUCAGAGAAAUCAAUAUACGUAUUGGAGUUAUCGUAGAGGGGCGGGAUUACAAGUCUAGUUUAAAUUAGAUCGGAUUAACACCUACGUAUCAUGCACAUCUAAAAAAAACAUGUAUGUUAUUGUUUCAUACUCAUUGAUCAUGUCUCUUAAAUAGUAGCACAUAGGAGACAUCAGACAAGCUUCGUUCCCUGUAGUUCUCGUAUAAGGUAGGUGUAGACGCAGAGAGGAUGUCAACAAAGUAUGAUGUAACACAUGAUUUCCCUACAUAAUAGGCUUAGGUCAAACGAUGAAGCGUUGUAUAAUAUUGACUUUGCGGUCAUUAAUUACUCCAAACUUAAGUCUGUAUUUAUGCUGUCUACGUUAACACACCUGUACAACAUAUCAUAGAUACAGUACUUGGUGUAUUGACCACGUUUUGUCAGUGAGAUAUUUGACAGUAUCAACUUGAUAUAAAGCUGAUAUUUUUCACUCUGUGAUAGUUUUUAAGUAAUAGACGUAAUCUCUGUUACAUCUCAAUACUUUAUUUCUGGUCUUUACACAUUCUUUUAGUAAAAAUGCCGAAAUGUCAGCAAAAGCGUAAAUCGAAAUUAAUGAUUAUGAACGAGGAUAUAUUCUAAAAGUAUAAAGAGGUCGGAGAGGUAACCGUCUGCUGCGUCACUGGCGCCAUCAGCUUUGCUCAUCUAGGUCAAAUCUAAGUAAUGUAACGUCCUCAACGCGAGAACAAGGGAAGCAACAACGAAAAAUACCAGGCGCAUUAAUGAGUAUAAUCAAAAUAAUCGAGCCUCAUAUUUUUUUCUCCAAAUAUUUAUCCCCCCCGCCAUUUUUUUCAUAAAUAUGUAUAUAUUUGUAUUGCUUCCAAGCACAGUUAUAUAUAUACCUAUAUAGAUAUUUUGAUAGGGGGUGCCAGGAUUGGAGAGCCCUGGAGUCAGCCCCUCACCAAUAUGGUGUCCUCAAGUAGGAGGGUUCUCAUUCAACAUUCAUCAGCCAUUCUCUUCUCCAUUUAGUUUAUUGUCGAGCCUCAUAUCACUCAAAGAAAUAGAAUAUUUCCUGAUAAGAUCAUGAUGACGACCAUAAAACUUGUCCGUAAAUUUGUGUCCAUUUCGACCGAAUGUUUUCUGAGAUUGUCUGUCAGUAGACAACAUCUAUCACACAUAUUACGAGCAAAUAUUGAAUCCACAGCGGUAUGUUAACACCAUAUGUAAGGGAAGCAGGGAUAUCAAUAUCAUGAAAGGGAAAUUUCUGGAUCAGAAAAAUUAAACUUUGACGCUUAUCGUACAUCUAAGUAAAAAGCCAACCCUUUGGUCGUUCUGUACAGUGUAAGAUCGAAGAAACAGGCUGAUGUACGGGAGUUCCUUUUUAAAAAAAAAUUGACAUCGUCGAUAUAUCUUAAUGUGAAAUAGAAGGAAUUGCCAAGGUUUUUUGUUUAAAAUCGGUACGUUCCCAUCAGAAUGCCUACAGCUUGCUGGAAAAUAUUGCCAACGAAUUUUACAAAGACAUUGUCAACCAGGAACAACAAUUCUCAUGAUAUCACCUCACUAUAUUUCAUAUUGUCUAUGUCGUGUUUUCCACACAAAAUAUUAUCCAAAAUAGUAGAGAACUAUUUAUUUAUAUCGUCGCUCGUCUUUCUGAGAGUAGAAGGCUCUAUUAAUGACGGAACGCGUCCCUUAGAUUAGCAUCAAGUUUGGUAGUGUUAAGAGUGCAAAAGUCAACUGUGCUGAUAGGAGAAUCAUUUUUGAAGGGAGGAUGCUCAAGGUUAAAGGGUAUUUUGAGUUGUUCAAAAUCCACAUAUCAUUUAUUACACUUCUAGAGAAAGCAAUACGGGAGCAUUUGUGAGGAGUAAAUUCGUGAAGAGCGGUUAUAUUUGUGAGGAUAACGUUCGUGAAGUGCGGUUAUAUUUGUGAGGAUAACGUUCGCGAAGUGCGGUUGUAUUUGUGAGGAUAACGUUCGCGAAGUGCGAUUGUAUUUGUGAGGAUAACGUUCGUGAAGUGCGGUACUAUUUUUGAGGAUAACGUUCGCGAAGUGCGUUGAAUUUGUGAGGAUAACAUUCGUGAAGUGCGAUUGUAUUUGUGAGGAUAACGUUCGUGAAGUGCGGUUGUAUGUGUGAGGAUAGCGUUUGCGAAGUGCGAUUGUAUUUGUGGGGAUAACGUUCGUGAAGUGCGGUUGUAUUUGUGAGGGUAGCGUUCUUGAAGUGUGGUUGUAUUUGCUAGGGUUACGUUUGUCAAGUUCGGUUAUAUUUGUGAGGAUAACGUUCGUGAAGUGCGGUUAUAUUUUUGAGAAUAACGUUCGCGAAGUGCGAUUGUAUUUGUGAGGAUAACGUUCGUGAAGUGCGGUACUAUUUUUGAGGAUAACGUUCGCGAAGUGCGGUUGUAUUUGUGAGGUUAACGUUCGUGAAGUGCGGUUUGUAUGUGUGAGGAUAGCGUUUGCGAAGUGCGGUUGUAUUUGUGAGGAUAACGUUCGCGAAGUGCGGUUGUAUUUGUGAGGAUAACGUUCGUGAAGUGCGGUUGUAUUUGUGAGGGUAGCGUUCUUGAAGUGCGGUUGUAUUUGUGAGGGUUACGUUUGUGAAGUGCGGUUAUAUUUGUGAGGAUAACGUUUGUGAAGUGCGGUUGUAUUUGUGAGGAUAACGUCCGUGAAGUGCGGCUAUAUUUGUGAGGGUAACGUUUGUGAAAUGCGGUUAUAUUUGUGAGGGUAACGUCCGUGAAGUGCGGUUGUAU